This is a messenger RNA of Oikopleura dioica, 2169 nucleotides long. The record is from the annotation of a GenBank genome assembly. Lineage: Eukaryota; Metazoa; Chordata; Appendicularia; Copelata; Oikopleuridae.
AUGGGAAUGCUGCGGAGUAUUCCCGAAAGAUGUGCCAAGUAUCCAUAUGAAGUUCUCGUCUUCUACCUCGUCAUUCUCAUCGGAUUACUAUCUCUUCCUCACUCAAAAGAAGCCCUCUUCCAACUUUCCUUCGACGAAUCUGAGUUCCAUUCCUUGAUCAUUGUCGCCAGAUGUCUCGCCAUUCUCCACACUUCUUAUCAAAUCAAGAAACUGCGCCUUUUUCAUUCAUUUUGGCUCGCCGCCGCGAUGGCAAUUUUCUCCCUCGUCAUUUUCUCCAGUUUCGUCUUGCUCAGCAGCAUGGUCGCUUCCUUCUUUCCCGACUCCAAAGUCCUCUCCUGGUCCACUUUGAUCCCUCUCUGCGUUCUCGUUACAGAAAUGGACUUUCCACACGCCCUUCUUUUGACUUCUUCCGAAUCCGUGGCGAACAAGGAGACGAUUCCACAGUCUAUCGCCAGCGCCACUUCACGCCUUGGAUUAAAAGCAAGUUCUACCUCUUUGCUGGACAUUUUCUGCCUUGGAAGCGUCAUUUUAUACAACAGAUAUGAUCUUUCCUCCAGCGGGAUGAAUUUCGCCCUCGCUGUCAGCAUCAUCUGCGUCUUACUCCAAAAUUUGAUCUUCUUCACGCUCGUUCCUUCGUUGACGAGCUUGAUUCUCUACUGGUUCCCUAGAGCUCCUCUCAAAGCGUUAACAGACGAUGGCCACAUUUGUCUGCUCACUCAGCGAGCUCUCAGUUCCCUCAAAUUCGGCUCCGGCUUUGAAGUAUCCAUCCUCGUCACUUCCACCUUCGUCCUCGCGCAAUCCAAGAAGGUCUUUGGCCUCGUUCUCCGCCAAUUCUGCCCAUUUUACCUGCUCGACUUUCUGCGGCGAAAUGUGUCGCCAUUUUGGCCCAGCCGUAUUUCGUUCUCCGAGACUGGCAUUUGGACCUUCCUUUCCGUCUCGAUUUUCCGAUACUUGAUCCUGGACAAUGUCCGACGAUCCCGAGCUCGUCAUCUUUCUUCUUCCGACAAGCCGCUGAAGAACUCCUCCGCCCGAGUUCGCCGCCAGAGCGAUUCUUUCUACGAUUUUGAUUCGAACGAAGAAAUCAGAGAUUUAGAAGAAAUGAAGCAGCUUCUUUCGGAGAAAAAGUGCGAUCUGAUGAAUAAUUCUGAGAUUUUAUUCCUUCUCAAGCUCGGUUUAAUCCGGCCCUAUGCUUUGGAAAAGAUUCUGCAAGAUGCAACGCGAGGUGUCGUUAUUCGUCGAAGGUUCUUGGGCGAAGAGAAGUUCAGGUCGUUGCCAUAUCAGAAUUACGACUUCGAAAUUGCGGCGAAAGCGUGCUGUGAGAAUAUUGUCGGAUACGUGCCCAUUCCGCUGGGAGUUGUUGGUCCAAUUUUGGUCGAUGGACGAGAAUGCAGUCCGCUUUUGGCAACGACAGAGGGCGCCUUGCUUGCGUCCGUGAAUAGAGGAUGUAAAGUUAUCAAGAUCUCUGGCGGCGCAAAAACGUCAAUCUUUAGGGAUGAGAUGUCCCGAGCUCCGUGUGUAUCCUUCCCUUCCACUGCAGCCGCCCUGGAUUGCUUCCAAUGGCUCGAGGACCCAUAUAAUUUCACGAUUAUCAAAGACGCCUUCGAAACGACAACUCGUUUUGGGAAAUUGCUGAAAGUAACGCCCUAUCCGGCGGGUCGCCUCCUUUUCCUUAGAUUUUCAGCGUCUACUGGAGAUGCUAUGGGAAUGAAUAUGGUAUCUAAAGGAACUAACAAAGCGGUGGAUACGUUACUUGGACUUUUCCCAAGCGCAAAACUGGAGUCGAUUUCGGGAAAUGCGUGUACCGAUCAGGGUUCGCUUGAGCUCAAAUUACCGAACCCUGGUACCGAUAAAAAACCAUCAGCGAUGAACUGGAUCAACGGCCGUGGAAAAACGAUAAUCGCGGAAGUUUCGAUUCCAGAAAAAGUCUUAGUUGCUAAUUUCAAGUGUACAGCGAAGCAGCUGGCUGACCUGAACGUCAGAAAGAACCUGAUAGGGUCAAACGUUGCGGGUUCCAUCGGCGGAUUCAACGCGCACGCAGCCAACAUUGUGGCGGCUUGCUUCAUCGCAUCUGGCCAAGAUGCCGCACAAGUUGUUGAGGGAUCGCAGACGAUGACGUUAUUCGAAGAACGGGUCAUUGAUUCAGGGAAUGGGUUGAUUUCACUUGAAUAA